UACCACAAUGCACCAUUCUACCCCUUGGUUUUCGGAAAUCAUGGCUGGGGACUGUUCAUCAAAGGUGUUUUUAUGUACAUUUUUUCGUGUUUUUUCUUAUUUAAAACAGAGGAAUGUAGACAGAGUUUGGCUUCGAGUAUAACUUUCCGUAAAGGCGUCAGGAGAUAUCUGAAGGUAAAACUCUAGUUGCAUCAGGAACGCUGAAACGUUUUGCUUGAUAGCUAGCUAACGAGUAAGACAGAUAGCCAGCUAGGAUCUGUAGGUCUGUCGCUGGUCCAAAUUUAGCUAUAAACUCAGAUCAUACUAAAUCAACUCGCCUUACAGGGGCUGUGAUUGUAUAACCGGUUCAUUACUUACCCGAUAUAAUAAUCGCUAUAUCUUGGGCAUAAUUGAACACUAGUUAUCAGUUCAUAGCUAUGUUCACCCCUGUAAAGUCGUCUUAUUUCAGAGUGAGUCCUACUACUAUCAACAGAGAACUUGGCAAGACCAAGAUGAGAUAGCAAGAGGAGUUGGAUAGUUACGCGACCGUGAACACGUAUUGAAAACUCCGUUCAGUCCGUGCCUUUUACCGGACAGAGAAAGAGAAACACUGACGCAAGCCAUGUUUGGGAGUCUUUUUGAGGAGGAGGAGGAGGGGGAAGGUUUUUCUCCAGCACCAUCCGGAGCUAGAAUGUUAAAGGGGGGAGAGGAGCCGCCUCCCCCCCGAGGAAGAGUGAAUCUCAGCGGGAUCAAAAACCAGGGAGGGACAUGCUACCUCAACUCCCUGCUCCAGACUCUAUUCUUUACCCCGGAGUUCAGAGAGGAGCUGUUCAGUUUGGGGCCGGAGGAAUUGGGCUGCCUGGAGGACAAAGACAAACCAGAGGCCAAGGUCAGGGUUAUUCCAUUGGAGCUCCAGAGGCUGUUUGCCCGUCUGCUCUUGGUGGACCAACAGAGCGCCUCCACUGCUGACCUCACUGACAGCUUUGGAUGGAACAACAGCGAGGAGAGCAGGCAGCAUGACGUUCAGGAGUUGAACCGGAUUCUGUUUAGUGCCCUAGAGCACUCCCUGGUGGACACCAGCGGUAGCACGUUCAUUCACCGCCUCUACCAUGGUACCACAGUCAACAGCAUCGUGUGCAUGGAGUGUGGCAACGUCAGCCAGAGACAGGAGGACUUCCUGGACCUGACGGUGUGUGUCCGUGGUGUGUGCGGCCUGGAGGGGGCACUCUGGGACAUGUUUGUGGAAAAGGAGAUGUUCGAAGGCAGUAACCUCUACCGCUGUGGCCAGUGUGACCUGCUGGUCACGGCCGCUAAGUCGGCCAAGCUGAGGAAGCUCCCUCCCUUCCUCACCGUGUCGCUGUUGCGGUUCAACUUUGACUUUGCGAAGUGCGAACGCUACAAGGAGACGGGUCGCUGCGCCUUCCCUCUCGUCAUCAGCCUCAGGCCCUUCUGCGAGCAGAUGGACGGAGAGGACUCCGAUUACUCCUACCAGCUCUUCUCUGUCAUCAUCCACAAGGGGGGCUGCUAUGGCGGACAUUACCACGUCUACAUCAAAGACGUUGACCACCUUGGCCUGUGGGAACCGCCGGAGGAUGAUUCCAAACCCAAGCUCCAGAAGAAGGAUGUCGGGGUGUGUGACCUCGAGCCGGAGAAAGACGACCCCCUGUCCGUGUUGUCCUCCAUAAUAUCCCAGGAUGCUAACAAGAGUGUUCUGCUGGACCAGCUGGGUCAGAGACUGAUGGACAAGAUUGGUUCUUCCUGGAGCAAGAAGUACAGGAAACACUAUGGCCCCAUAGGCAAGUUCAUCCAGAACCACAGUGAUGUGUUUGUGUUGGCCCAUAACGGCACUCGGGUGGCCCUGAAAGCCAACCCCCCUAGUCCGGUGACCCAGCCCCCCAGCCCAGUUAAACCCACCCUGGGUCCAGACCCAAACAACACCGUCGACCUCCACCCAGAACCACAACCGGAGACCACAUGUGAAGUCGAGGGAAGCCACUGGUUCGACCUGAACGACUCCACUGUAACCUGUAUACACGAGAAAGACAUUGAGAAAAUGUUCCAGGGAAGAGAGAGUGCCUACAUGCUGUUCUACAGGAAGACGACGCUGCGCAGACCUACGGAAGCCCGGAGGAAUCCUGAGUAUAAGGUCCCCCCUCACCUCUUCCAAAUGGCUGAAGAGGAGAAUAGAAGCCUACAACAAAGACGGGAGGAGUUGGAGGCCAGCAGUAACAGAGUGGAGCUGGUUCUCCACCUGGCGCCGCGCUAUAAGCUGGAGAACGGCGCUCUUCAGCCAAUCAGCGUGGAGCAAAACGAGACUCUCAGCUUCGACCGGCGUAAGACCGUGGGAGACCUGCGAAUGACCAUCUAUCAGAUGCAGGAUUUCUGGGAGGGGGAUAUGUCUCUGACUGUGGCCAAAAGUCUGCCAUCCGGCCUGCACCUCUAUAACACUCUGACAGAUGACGAGGUGUCUCUCUACAGUGCAGGCAUCUUGACUGGCACAGGUCUGUUUGUAUGGAACGGCAAGGAGGUGUGUGGGGCGGCUGUCCAAACAGGAGCCGAGUGGGAACCAGUGCUGCUGACCGUGGUACGCCCCUCUCUGGGAGAGGAGAAGGGGGAGGCAGGCAACCAGGUUGGGGGAGGGAGGGGAGGAGGUGAGGGGCUAUUGAAGGAGUCUAGGGGGUUUGCUGGUAAGGUGACUCUGGAUGAGCUGAGGGAGGCGCUAGGGGAGCCUCAGGAGAGCCUCCUGUGUCAAGAGAAGAGGGGAGGAGAGGGGGAGGGAGGGGGGCGUAGCGGGUGGAGGGUUUUCUGUCCAGAAGACAUGCAGAAGACCCUGAAGGAGCUUGCCUUGAAGGACGGGGACUCACUGCUGGUGCUGGAGCCACACGCACGAGACAACAGUUCGUUCAGUGUGAGUGGUGAUAUGGUGACUGUGACAACGCCUUCAGACUGUCGCUGGCUGCAAGUGGAAUACAGAACAGAAAGGGGAGGAGGUGACAGGAAGGAGGAGGAGGAGGGGAGGAGGGCCAAAGUUCCUGCAUCUGGAAACACGCUGCUGUUUGAGGUGAAGCAGAGGGCCAUUGAGGAGCUCCAGCUACAAGAGCAGCUCAUGGGUGUGGAGUGCUGUCUGAGGCAGAUGGAUCAUGCAGGGAAACUUCUACUCCCAGUGUGUGAGGAGCUAAGUGUUCGUGAUGCUGGCAUAAGGCUGAUGACCUCCCUGUCCCUCUGUCUUGGUAUGGCCCCUAAGAACACACAGUUGUUCCUGUACUACACUGUGGGGACAGCGCCCUCCUCAGGCCUGGAGGGGGACAUCAUUGUAGAACAGUCCUGCACAGUGAAACAGUGUCUCAAGGCAAUGUUGGCAUUAGCAGGACUUGAAGGGGACUCUUGGCAUUUAAGGAGGAUGGACUGGUGUGAGGAGGUUGGAGAGGCUUUGAUGGACGAGGAGGUGUCUCUGUCUGAACUGAAGUUGAAUCAUGGCGACACACUGGUGAUCACUGAGGGACGACUUCCUUCCAAGGGUUUUCUCAAGCUGUCAGUCUGGCUUUAUGUGGAGCCAAGUGCCGAGGGCCCUGGGGUCUCCAUGGAUAAAAGUGUGAACGACAAUGCUGAGGGGCCCAUGGGGGAUCAGAGAUUGGAAGUCAUGAGUGCAGUCAACAGGGCCAUGGCAGAGCUGAGGACUGUGGGACAGGUGGAGAUCUCAGAGGAGGCCACACUGGAAGAUCUCAAAACUCAGAUUCUGACCCUGCCAGCACUGCAGUUUGUUUGUGUGCCCAGUCCUGCAUUUGUGCGUUUGUGGCAGCUGGAGGGACACAGGCUGGGCCACAUCCUCCGAGGACAACAAGUCACACUCAGGAAGUUGAAGCUGAGCAGUGGAAUGGAGCUUUGUGUGCAGCAGCUACUAGGAGAGGAGGAUAUUGGUCCGAAGGAGGUGUUGCUGCGUGUCCAGAUGGGGGUGCCAGGGAAGAGGGAGUACUACCCUCCACAAGACUUGAUUUGGGACGCAUCUCGAGACCCCUCCCCCAGAUCGCUACGCUCCGCCCUGUCUCUUAGAUAUGGCCUAUCCCCUGACUCCCUGCUACUAGCCAAGCACAAGCCUCUCACACACACUUGGGAGACUAUCUCCAACUGGAGCCAGCAGGUGUCCAAACGGAAGAAGAAGAAAAAGGCGGAGUCUCUGCUCGGAGCACCCUUUCACCUCAAAGACGGGGACAUUAUUGGGGUCAAGAAUCUGUUGAUUGACAGUAACCGGGACUUCAGCACCCAACAGGAUGAAGAGAAGUUAAGGGAGGGUUUGGAGCAACGCAGGAAUGGACCGGGUGCCACAGCUGAACCUGGGAACAUCCAAUUUAAGGGACCAGAAAAGAAGAUUGUGCCAAUCAAGGCAAGGAAGCCAGAGGUGGCCCUGUCAAUCAACGUUGGGGUGUUCAGAUAGCCCCUCCUUAACCCCCCCAACCCAAAAACACACAUAAGCACAGACUCUCACAGUGGCAUCAUUCUGCACAUUGAGCAAUCUUCUGGACUUUGUGUGCCAAAUGUUUUUGAUGUGUUUACCGUGUGACCCUCAUAGAUCCUGUACGUUUUGCCAAGUCUGGGGUGGUGGGAUGACUUCCUGGGUAAAUUCGUACAUCCAUCUGUCCACUCAGUAUUACGAGCUGCUCUCUGUCUCCCUGUCACGUCUCAACCCCUUUCUUCUCUUAACUAAAUGAGAUCCACUAGAAACCACUCUCAAAAUAUUGGAUUUAUGAAAUAUUUAUUGAUGUAUUUUGAGUAUCUAUUGAGUAGUAUUGAUACAAAGGUGUAUAGAUAUGUACCAGUAAACUAUGAUAAUAUAGUACAAUAAAAUAUAUUAAAAGUUAGUGGGUUUAUAUCCUUGCCUUAAAAUGGAUGAGCUGUAACCCAACUCAGUCCUAAAUAGUCCUCCCUACCUCAUUUUUCUGUCUCUACCUCUCUCCUCUCUCUUGUGCUAAUUUUCUUUCCUUCCGCCACUUGUUUUUCAACAUUCUGUGCUGUGGCCUCAACUCAGUUCAUGCAUGGUAAAUAGUGUUUUUAAAUGCCAUGUGUUUUCUUUGUACCCCAUCCUACCUCUAUACCAGAAUUGAUCACAGUAAUUAUACAAUAAUUGUGUGUCUACAACUCAGAAUGGAUGUGUGUGUGUGUGUGUGUGUGUGUGUGUGUGUGUGUGUGUUUCUCCACAAGGAUAGUCAAAUAAAUAAAAUUCAGUUAGGGGGUUAGGUUUAGGGUCAAAGUUACAAUUGGGGUUAGAAUUAGGGUUAGUAGUUGAGUAAAGGUGAAUGUUUUUGGGGUAGGGAAAAUCAGAUUUGAAUGGAAAUAUUGUUUGAGGUCACCAUAAGGAUGGCAACAAGUAAAGUGGAUGUGUGUAUAAUUCAGGGAAAACUUUUAAUCAUUUAUGGAAAAUGUAUGACUACUAAUAUAUCAUGAAUUACUGUUAUUAAUUAAGUCUAGACAGUGAACCUGUCUUUGUUCUAGAUUUAACAAUUAAUCAUUUGAAAAAUUAUUUGAUUUCCCAACUAAUCUGAUGUUUUCAAAUUUGCCUUUGCUGAAAGAAUAUAUUAAGUUUGGUUUUGCUGGUGUUGUGGAUCAGUGCCAAGAAGCAAUGUUUGACCGAUUAUGUUUUUUCUGUUUUGGAUUAAAUACAGAAUAAAACAAAUUAAGAUUUA
This is a messenger RNA of Esox lucius (northern pike), 5657 nucleotides long. It is a transcript of the gene usp40, whose product is annotated as ubiquitin specific peptidase 40. Gene Ontology annotation, molecular function: cysteine-type deubiquitinase activity; cysteine-type endopeptidase activity. The record is from RefSeq and is a predicted model, not a curated record. The coding region runs from base 602 to 4411 and encodes 1269 amino acids. The transcript has 30 exons. Lineage: Eukaryota; Metazoa; Chordata; Actinopteri; Esociformes; Esocidae. Gene Ontology annotation, cellular component: nucleus; cytosol. Gene Ontology annotation, biological process: protein deubiquitination.